Messenger RNA from Helianthus annuus (common sunflower), 387 nucleotides. RefSeq lists its product as uncharacterized. The transcript has a single exon. The record is from RefSeq and is a predicted model, not a curated record. Bases 1 to 387 code for a protein of 128 amino acids. NCBI's taxonomy places the organism in Eukaryota, Viridiplantae, Streptophyta, Magnoliopsida, Asterales, Asteraceae.
AUGGAAAAGGAAGUCAAAGUCGAAACGUUACAGACACCCUCAAUUGAACCACGGAGUGUUUCCGCCAUCACAAUGGAAGAACCUUGCUGGUAUACUCCGAUUCUACGCUUCCUCGAAACAGGUGAACUACCUCCCGCCAAGGGCGAAGCACAGAAGAUACAAACGAAAGCGCUACAAUAUGAGGUCAACGAUGGUGUCCUAUACCGAAAAUCUUACUUGGGUCCGUUGUUGCGAUGUGUUUCCCCAGUAGAGGCAAAGUACCUCAUCAGUGAAAUUCACGCGGGUUUAUGCGGCAUACACGCCGGACCUCGAGCAGUGGUGGCCAAAAUCCAUAGCGCGGGAUAUUACUGGCCUGGGAUGCACGAAGACGCUGUAACAGAACUAUGA